AAAUACAUGCACUACCUACACGUAAUCUCUAAGAUGAAACACUCUGGAAUGUUUUCAAACAACGUCAGUCUGUGACGUCUCCUCCAAAUGCAACCUCAGCAGCAAGUCCAAUCUCUCCUAGCUUCCUCAGUACAUGUUCAAAAAGCUUAUCUAUCUACCUUGCUAUCACAAUGGAUGCUCGAAUCUCUAUCCAAUGUAUCCGUAUUCGCAACGAAAAGAAGUCCAGUCCAGGCGUUGCUUAUUCUAGCUUGAUGCGUUGCCCCUCUUGUUCAGACGCCAAUGAAGAGUUAGUAGGCCGGUGCAUCCUAGCUUCUUUGUUCUUCUGUUGUCAGCACACCAAGUCAACCGACCUUCGCUCGAGGCCCGAACCCUGCGAGUCAUUGUUAGGGGAAGACAAGCCUGGCGUUUCAAUAAUUCAACGCGGCCAGGCACUCCACGGACUUGGGCCUAUCAUCACAUCAGGAGAUGCAAUUGUCUUGCAGGCUUACUGCUUCGUUCCGUCAAUCCUUCUUGAUGAUGUUCCCCAUGAUCUACAAACGAACUGUCGAGCUCACAAGUCACCCAAAGUUGGCACGUCAGCAAAAUCAUGGGUAGCAGGGACCUUAGCCGACUCUCAAUCCAUCAUGCUUCGUUUGCCCUUUGCACAUAAAGCAGCCGCUCCUAUCACCCCCUCUGCUCCAAGCCGCCCGCUACUGGCGCAUGAAAAAUAAAGUACGAGUGCGCCAUGCCAGCUGCCAGUGGAUGCAACAACCAAGGGGUCUAGAACUUGACCAACCUCGUGAUCGAGCCCGAGAUGGUUGUUCCCGGUGCGCCCCGACAUGGAUACGAAGUCGUGCAUAAGCUCCUCCGUUAGCCCGCACACCCGAACAUGUCCUUCCCAAAGUCUCGGUCU
Messenger RNA from Colletotrichum navitas, 892 nucleotides. RefSeq lists its product as uncharacterized. The coding region runs from base 171 to 710 and encodes 179 amino acids. The record is from RefSeq and is a predicted model, not a curated record. The transcript has 2 exons. Lineage: Eukaryota; Fungi; Ascomycota; Sordariomycetes; Glomerellales; Glomerellaceae.